AUGGCCGCGCAGCCAUCCGCGCCCCCGGGCUUCACUGACCACACUUUCAAGUCAGCCAGCGGUGUCGAGCUCGCCGUGCGGGUUUGGCCCGCCGAAACCACCGUCAACGAGCCGGCGCCGUUCGUACUCUGGACCCAUGGCGGCGGGUGGUUUGGCGGUUUCCACUUCGCGCCCCUGCCGUGGAUGGCGCCUGGCUUCCGGCAGCGCGGAUACCACUUUGUGUCGCACAACUACCGUCUCGCCCCGCAAGUACGCGUAGACGACCAGCUGGCCGACUGUCUCGAGGUUGUGGCGUGGUGUCGCACCAACCUUCCCGACGUCCUCGGAACCGACAAGGUCGACGUGGAUCGCUAUGUCCUCUGCGGCGAGUCCGCCGGCGGUCAUCUGGCGACGCUGAUGGGCACCCGCCUCUCGAACCCGGCUCCCAGCGCGAUUGUCGACGUCUACGGGAUAGUAGAUUUUUUGACGAUGCCUGCUUUUGGCCCCGAGGACAAACGGCCCAGCAGAGCCAAGGAAGGGCCUUGGGUCGGCCGGUUCUCCGAGGAGGAGCUCAACACGUUGCUGCGGGAUCGCAACCCAGCCAACGUCUUGACCGACGGGCUCUCCUGGAACCAGUUUGAGUUCCUGACCGAGGCCGAGAUCAGCAAGCUCUGGGCGACCGAGUUCCGAUACACGGACAGGGUUCUGAUGCAGGCUGAGCUGCACAUGAUGCACUCGUUGGGCCGGUCCGCAGACGGCUUGCAUAUCGGCAUACUGCACAACGAAAAGUUCGCCAACGAAGACGAAUUUCUAGCGUUUGUCCGCUCCGUGUCCCCCGUGAGAGUGUUGCAGCAGCGGGUUUCGGAGGGCAAGAAGGGGCAAGAAUUGUAUCCCCCAACAGCAUUCCUGCACGGCACCGGCGAUGUUGAUGUCCCCGUCCAGCAGAGCUACGUCAUGUCCGCGUUGCUCAAGGACGCUGGCGUUCCUGUGGUAGAGUGCUACGAGGAGGGCGGUUUGCAUGUCUUUGAUAUGAAGUACACGGGCCCGGAGGUGCCUGGAUGGGACACAUAUAUUGACCCUCUCCUUGCUUUUGUCGACAUGCAUGUAGGACGGACCACCUAG
Messenger RNA from Parathielavia appendiculata, 1101 nucleotides. Its product is annotated as alpha/beta-hydrolase. The coding region runs from base 1 to 1101 and encodes 366 amino acids. Gene Ontology annotation, molecular function: lipase activity. The record is from RefSeq and is a predicted model, not a curated record. NCBI's taxonomy places the organism in Eukaryota, Fungi, Ascomycota, Sordariomycetes, Sordariales, Chaetomiaceae. The transcript has 4 exons.